Oncorhynchus mykiss (rainbow trout) is the source of this 5200-nucleotide messenger RNA. Its product is annotated as tyrosine-protein phosphatase non-receptor type 22. The record is from RefSeq and is a predicted model, not a curated record. Gene Ontology annotation, molecular function: non-membrane spanning protein tyrosine phosphatase activity. Lineage: Eukaryota; Metazoa; Chordata; Actinopteri; Salmoniformes; Salmonidae. Gene Ontology annotation, biological process: T cell receptor signaling pathway; protein dephosphorylation; negative regulation of T cell activation. Gene Ontology annotation, cellular component: cytoplasm; nucleus.
CUCAGUUGAGACAGUUGUCUCUCUAUCUGGUGGCAACACACAUAGAGAUCACAGGCGGUAUGUGGUACCUUAAUUGCGGAGGACGGGCUCAUUUUAAUUGCUAGAAUGGAAUACAUGUAAUGGUAUCAAAAACGCCAAACGAGUGGUUUCCAUGGGUUGGAUACCAUUCCAUUUACUCCAUCCCAGCCAUUAUUAAGAGCCGGCCUCCUCUCACAGCCUACUGUGAUAGGUUACACCCAAGCACCAAAAUAGAAUAGGCAUGAUGCAGAUGUUUUAACAACUGUUAAGACAAGCUAUCUCAGAGGAGAGAAAGUGAAUGUACCAAGUAAGUCAUUGUACUAAGGUAUUUUUUUUUAUAGAAGACAUGAUACUGCCAGUAUGAGUACAACUGGUUCUGGAACUUUGAUGCCAGCUCUUUCUCUCUCUCUCUUACAGUAGUCCCAAUCGGAACUGUUUAGACAGCUUUAUCCUUGCACCAUAUCAUCUCUACAAUUCUGCCUGAUAGUUCAAUGGUAUUGUAUGGGAUUAACAUGGAUUGAGUGCUCUUUCAGGAGUUCUGAAUCCUAAAUGGUGAUGCGCUGUCCCUGUGCUCAGUGCCUGAAGGUCAGUGGACCAGCUGGACUGUGAAGGGGAAUGCCAGAGAGAAAGAGGGAGGGAGUUACCCGUCAUACAUGAUCUGAGCCAACCUCCACCCCGCCCCGCCCCGCCCCUCCCUCCUGGCCCUCCCUCUCUACUCUUAACUGUGUGUUCUGAAUGUGGUUCAACAAGCUGGACCGCCUCCAGCACACUCUAGGGCUGGGCUGGAACAGCUGUUCAAGCAUGUGUGUGCGUACAUGUGUCAGUACAUCUAUGUCUAUCUUCGUUUCUAUCUCUCUGUGUCUAUGUCUGCCUCUCUCUCUUUCCCUCACACACACCGUGCUGAGGUGCUUCCUGAACAGGGCUCGCUCUAGGACCCAGUGAGAGAGAGACUAGGGGGCGCGGUGAUAUUUUUAAUCUGACCACAGAGCCUGUUAACUCGCUGCUGCUGUUUCCUCGAAACUGAAGACAGCUCUGACAGAAGUGCCUUGUGCCUUUUAGCAUAGUUCUUCAUCCUCAGUGUGAUACUAACCGCUGUAGGGUAGUACCCCAGCCCCUUGGAGCAGAGACACCCCCAGGUCCCAGACAGCGGCCCCCCCCUUCAUGGCCCCGUGGCCCUGUGUGUCCUGACAUGCCAGGCAGCAGCAGCAGCACAUGCCAAGCCCCAACAGGCCAGCCAUGGAGCAGCAAGCCUGGAUACUGAGGGGCUUCCUGGCUCAAGUGGAGAGCAAGGAGGCUGAGGUGGAGGAGGCGGAGAGUGGCUUCACCGGGGAGUUCUUGAGGCUCAAACGCCAGUCCACCAAGUACCGCACUGACAAAACCUACCCCACAAAGAUAGCAGAUAAGCAGGAGAACGUGAAGAAGAACCGAUACAAGGACAUUGUUCCCUUUGACCACAGCAGAGUGAAACUGUCCCUCACCACCUCCAAGAACGAUAAUGACUACAUCAAUGCCAGCUUCAUCAAGGGAGUGUCAGGGGCCAGGGCCUACAUUGCCACCCAGGGCCCUCUUCCCCACACCGUGCUGGACUUCUGGAGGAUGCUCUGGGAGUAUGACACAGAGGUCAUAGUGAUGGUUUGCAGGGAGUUUGAGAUGGGCAGGAAAAAGUGUGAGCGCUACUGGCCAAAGAAACAAGAGGAACCUUUUGUGUGUGACCCGUUUACUAUUUACUGCGACUCAGAGGAGAGUAAAGGAGACUAUGUGAGCAGGAACCUAAGAGUGACCUACCGCAAUUGGAGUCGUACCCUGAGACAGCUGCACUAUAUCAACUGGCCGGACCACGGGGUCCCAGACACCAUCCCUCCCAUCCUGGAGCUCCUGCAGGAGAUGAGAGCUUACCAGGCCCAUGAGGAUGUACCCAUCUGUAUCCACUGCAGUGCUGGCUGUGGAAGAACAGGAGCACUGUGUGCCAUCGACUACACCUGGAACCUGGUGAAAACACAGCUGCUCACAGAAGAAUUCAACAUCUAUGACCUGGUCAAAGACAUGAGAACACAGAGGCCUUCUGUGGUUCAGACCAAGGAACAGUACGAGCUACUAUACAGAACCAUCAAGUUCCUGUUUGAGAAGUACCUGCAGUCCAUGGCACCAGUCCCCCCUUCCUGUACAGAGGAGGUGCCAGCGGCCCCCUCACCCCCUACAGCCAGUGACAGUGAGCUCUCUGACCUCAGUGAGGAGUCUGAAGCUGAACAGGAACCAGAACCCGAUCCCCAGCCUAAAAUGGAACCACAGGCAGAACACAGGCACACAGAGAGCGAGGAGCCUGGUGGGAUAUCCAAUCAUGGCAUACCAGUGGCCUUCUUUGCCCCAGAAGUGCAUGUUGACCCACUGUGUGACGCGGCUAAGUGCUCCCCCUCAGCCAUCCUCAAUGCUCUGAGAGCUAGGGACAGCCAGAGGGAACAGCAGAGCCCAUACUCCCUACAAACACAGACUGUGAACCAGAAACCACAACCCCGCAAGAAACAGCCCAAUAACAUGGCCGUCAAUCAGAGACCACCAUACCCGCUACCGACACAGCCUAAUUACCAGAGACCUUAUUUCCACAACACACAGCCUGCUAACCUGCCCACCAGCCAGGACCUGAGGCAAGAGCCCAGCCCCAGUAUCCCCAUCAUAACCCCUCAGGCACUCAAGCCUCAGGAGUUCUCUCAGAUAGCCAUGGAGGAAGAGAAGGUGGAGAUGGAUAGAGAGAUCACCCCACUGGAAAUACCAGUGCUUCCUGUGAACUUAUUCUCCAACUCCCUCUGUCUCACCAUGGAGGACCCCUACUUUGGGCCUGACUCACCCCUGGCUGCUCAGGAUCGCAAAGGGUCUGAUGAUGAGGAGGAGCAGGCUCCACUGAGCCAGUGGACAGAGAACCCCUGUUUCAACGGACCCAGCCUGACCCUUAACAGCCAGCGGAUGGAGCUGCCAGCCCUCACCACCACCAACGCUGCCCCGGGUGCAGUUUCUUCAGAUGAAGACAGUCCACCUCCAUUACCCGAGAGAACUGCUGAAUCAUAUGUACUGGCUGCUGGUGCAGAGCGCUCGGAUAACAUCUCUAAACCUAAGAUGUUAGAAAUCAUCCUCCCUUUUAAUGCUGAAGCUGAGGCCCUCAGGGGGGGGAAUGGUGAGUGGAGGAAUGGGAGUCCCCUGUCGCCCAUCCCCCCACUGCCAGAGAGAACGCCAGAGUCCUUUGUGUUGGCCAACGAUGCCGGUAGGAGCACUCCUGUCUUCCCUCUCCUCUCAGUCCCUGUAGAGAAGAUGGUCCAGGACAGGCCAAAGGACAGCAGGAUUGGAACAUCCUCGGAAUGGUGUGGCCGUUUAGGGGACACACCAGCUCUGGUGGAGAAGAGAUCUUGGACGAGGAGCAGGAGCUUAAAAGUUAAAAUGACAACACUCUCAGUAUCACCCCAGGUUACAGUGUCACCCCCGGUUACAGUGCCUCCCCUAGUUGUAUCUUCGGUUCCUGCUCCCUGUACAUCUAUAAACCUUCCUCCUCCCCCUCCCCCUCCCCUGGUCCCUACUCUCUCACCUCCAGAGAGACUGACUCCGCCUCUACCUGAGAGAACCCCAGAAUCCUUCAUGGUGGUCCUUCAGGACGUUGCAUUUGAUCAAAACAGCGCCCCCUGCCUGCAGAGUCUGAGCAGCCAGACCACAACCACACAGCAGAGGAUCGGUACGUCCUCAGAGUGGUCGGGGAACUCCCAACCCAAAAGAUUCCUGGAUGGAAUCAUGAAUCGGAGCAAGAGUGUCCGGGCAAAGAGUUCACGGCAAGAGCACCUGGCGACUGUUCAUCUGGUUGCUCCAGCCGUUGUGGCCUUGGCGACAGCAGGAAGUGCUGAGAUGGAGCACCAGCAGCCGGUGGUCAACAGCAUCUCAACCAGCUCUGGUACUGCUGACAACAAAUCAGACAAGGACAGUGGGAAGGGCAUGUCUAGAACAAAGAGCCUGAAGUUCUUCAAGUACAGACAGAAACCAAAGACAGCCCCCCCAGCAGCAACAGCCCACUCUGGAUCACCUCCUUAUGGUGCCUCUGCCUCAUCAUCAGUGUUUAAAUUUGGAUUUGGGAGUCGUUUUGUGAAGCCUAAAGGGCCAAGGACUCACCCCGAGACGUGGUUUUAAGGCGGCCAGUCAACAAAGCUGGACACGUCUGGCCACUGUCCUGAGAUCACAGGGCUGGAACCCUGCAUGUGGCUAGUCGAUACCGGCUACUCAACUGAACCAGUGAUUGCCUGGUCCCAGGCCUGCUGGUGCCGUUUUUCCAACUCCUGUGUCAUUAUCAAGUGAGACCAGUGACCGUUCCCAGACGAAUUAUCACAGUGUGAAGGAAGAGUAUUUCAUGAAGACAUGGAGGAUGACGUACUGUACUGUAGCAUUCUCCCUCUGCAUCGAUUCUGGAAGGACACAAGCACGGUUUCUCAAACUGCUGUUAUGGCUCGGUGAUCAAUCUCUGAUGAGAUUCCUUUUACAGAACCACCUGCUUGCUAUUCAUGACAAAAUUGAUUGUACUGUGGUUGCGAAAAACACAAAUCACAUGUUGGCAAAAGGAUGGAUGAGUUGAUAAAUAUGUUUAAGCGAGGGCUACUUUUGACUAUUUUGCCUGGUCAGAUACUGUAAGGUACUUUAAAUGGUUGUUAACACUUGAUACAUGUUACAUCCAGAUAGUUUUACAUGUCUUUUGAUUUGGUUUGUUAGUGUAGUCUACUUUUGAUCCAGACAAAUGCUAGAUCUACACCUGCACUGUUCAGUGUGAAUGUUACCCACCACGAUGGGACAACUGUUUGUAAGGAUAAAUAUAUUUGUACCGGUAAUAUUUUUCAUGGCGGUGUGAGAUAAGACCGAUACUGUAUGUACAUCACGUGUAAGUUGGUGGAUGCGUUUUCUUUACAGGCUAUAAUUUAAAAGCAAAUCCAAGACCAAUUGCUGUAAAUUUACCCAUUGAUGAGGAUCACUGAUUUCUUCUCUAUAAUGCUUACAAAAGUAAUGCCACUCAGUUGUUUCAUACAUAAUACAGGCAUACAGUUAUUUUUUUUUUUUUAAACACAGGAAAAGUUGAUGCAUUCCAUUGUGUGUUCUCAAUUUACAUGACUGAUCACACUUUUAAUAACAUAAUUCUAUUAAAUGUAACUUAUUAUUUUUACCC